Zasmidium cellare ATCC 36951 is the source of this 1062-nucleotide messenger RNA. RefSeq lists its product as uncharacterized. The record is from RefSeq and is a predicted model, not a curated record. The transcript has a single exon. Lineage: Eukaryota; Fungi; Ascomycota; Dothideomycetes; Mycosphaerellales; Mycosphaerellaceae. The coding region runs from base 1 to 1062 and encodes 353 amino acids.
AUGCCGGAACAACACUCUCACAUAAACCUCCCCUCCCUCCACGCAGCAUCCAAAAACCUCAAUCACAUGCUCCACCGCCACUCUCCAACUUCAAGCCCAGCACACAUCGGCACAGCAUCCAAAGCCAACCAAAUCUUCCACGACGAAGUCCGCGCUCGACACAUCCAAGAUCAGGACAGAAGCAGCCGCUUCGUCGACCAGUCCGAAUCAGAUGCUGAGAUGAGACCACCGAGAUAUGGCCAAGUCGUGGACGAGCAUUUGAACCAGACUCGACAUGUGAGGAAGGGGGAGAUGUUGGAGAGCAAUACGCAAGAUCCAAGCACUUCCAGCCUGGUCGUCGACCAUUCGACUUCGAAGGCCAGACCCCCGCCGAGAUACAGUCAGGUCAUCGACAAGCGUGCUCAGCGCCAUGGAUCUGGUAGAGGGAAGCACGAUGUUCGAGGGGAGGAGAACCUCGCCAGACAGGUGCAGGAGGGGUAUAAUUCCAGUUUGGCCGUGAACGACUCCAUCUCUUCUCCAGGCUCGACUCGUCGAACAAGACCGCAAACCCACCACCCUCGAAGAAGAGAUGAGGCACUGGGCAGACAGAUCCAAGACCAGUAUAACAGCAGCUUGCUCGUCAACAACUCCAUCUCCACCUCCACCUCCACCUCCCAUCCGAAGCCGAAACCCCCCAUCAACCAGCGACGCAGUGGGCCUCAAACCCACCACCCUCGAAGAGACGAAGCGCUGCCCAGACAGCACCAAAACGAACCCAACUCCAGCGUCGCCAUCACCCAGCACACCACUCCAAACCCUCAAUACAUCUCCUCCUCACCACCACCAACCUACCUCACCCACACCCUCUUCAACCCUCCACCAUCCUACCAUCUCCAACCAGGCCAUCACACCCCCUACACCAUCCUCGUCGACGAGGGAGACGACAUUUAUCCAUGGACGGGUCCAGAAACGAAGACGUCCAGAAAGGAAGAGAAUAGGAAGAAGAAACCCCAAAUCCGCGCCAAAGACCACGAGGGAGCGUUAAGGUGGUUGGCGUGUCGGAGGGGGCUUGGGGGGUCUUGA